CCGGCCGGGCUAGAGGCGCGGCGCCGCGCGGGGCGGGGGCGCAGUCCCGGGUCCGACCGGCCGAGCCCCACGCGCCCCGCCCGCGCCCUGCGCCUCCGCUCGGCCGGCGGGGGAGGGGGCAUGAGCCGGCGCCCGCUCACCGCCCGAAGCUGCAGGCGGGCCUAGAGCCCCGCGCUGACCCCGCGCGAGCUAAGCCGCCCCUGCCUCCAAGCCGCGGGCGCAGCCUAGGGCACUAGGAUGCAGCGGCCGGGGGAGCCGGGCGCUUCGCGCUUCGGCCAGCCCGAAGGCUGCGCCGACCACCGGCCACAUCGCUACCGCAGCUUCAUGAUCGAAGAGAUCCUCACCGAGCCGCCCGGGCCCAAGGGCGCCGCGCCCGCCGCUGCCGCUGCUGCCGCGGGAGAGCUGCUGAAGUUCGGCGUGCAGGCGCUGCUGGCGGCGCGGCCCUUCCACAGUCACCUGGCCGUCCUGAAGGCCGAGCAGGCUGCAGUGUUCAAGUUCCCUCUGGCGCCGCUUGGAUGUUCCGGGCUGAGUUCCGCGUUGUUGGCCUCUGGACCCGGGCUGCCCGGCGCCCCCGGCGCGUCGCACCUGCCACUAGAAUUGCAGCUCCGCGGGAAGCUGGAGACAGCAGGCCCUGGGGAACCAGGCACCAAAGCCAAGAAGGGGCGCCGGAGCCGCACUGUGUUCACCGAGCUGCAGCUGAUGGGCCUGGAGAAGCGCUUCGAGAAGCAGAAGUACCUCUCCACACCAGACAGAAUAGAUCUGGCCGAGUCCCUGGGUCUGAGCCAGUUGCAGGUGAAGACGUGGUACCAGAAUCGGAGGAUGAAGUGGAAGAAAAUAGUACUGCAGGGCGGUGGACUGGAGUCCCCCACCAAGCCCAAGGGACGGCCCAAGAAGAACUCUAUUCCCACCAGCGAGCAGCUCACAGAACAAGAGCGCGCCAAGGAAGCGGAGAAGCCAGCAGAGGUGCCGGGCGAGCCAAGUGACAGGAGCGGCGAGGACUGAGAGCACCGCACAAGGUGUGGGACUCGGGAUCCUGGCGCCUUGCGCGGCCCACUCAGCCCUCGAGAACCCACAAGCUGGCCCUUCCGCGUCCAAGCCGUUUGCGUUCUAAACGUUUUAUUAUUACCUUGAAUGCGGACAAUUAAGGGCCCAAGAAGGACACAGACCCUAAAGACAAACCCAGGCCACAGCACACUCCUGGGCCCUGAUCUUCGAGACGGGUUCAGCGCAGCGAAAGUUAGUGUGUCAGCUCUCAGCUCCGCGGUGACAAGCGCUCACGCGCAUUCACGCCCCGCUCCUUGCCUGCACCCCUACCCCGUUUUGAAACGGCCCUCCAGAGCCCGACGCCUCCUGGCACACUUUGGCUUCUGGGAGUCAGACCAGUGGCUGAGCGCAGGCCACCAGGACCUGGACAACCCAUAGGCUCUGCCUGGGAGGCUGGGUCCCGGACCGAGCUGGGGUUCCUACCCUUCUCUUGCGAAGACAGUGACUCUUUUUCCAAUAAAAUAUUUUAUG
Molecule: messenger RNA, 1515 nt
Organism: Nycticebus coucang (slow loris)
Lineage: Eukaryota; Metazoa; Chordata; Mammalia; Primates; Lorisidae
Gene: BARX1
Product: BARX homeobox 1
Exons: 4
Coding region: 238-1002 (254 amino acids)
Biological process (GO): regulation of transcription by RNA polymerase II
Cellular component (GO): nucleus
Molecular function (GO): RNA polymerase II transcription regulatory region sequence-specific DNA binding; DNA-binding transcription factor activity, RNA polymerase II-specific
Source: RefSeq, a predicted model, not a curated record